GGUUUCCCUCCGCGCCCGGGGCCUCGGCGUGAGGGAGGCGCGCGCGAGGCGGCUGACGGGCGGCCGGUCGUGAGGCGCCCCGGCGGAGCAGCCCCGCGGCGACGGGAUGUUCAAGAACACGUUCCAGAGCGGCUUCCUGUCCAUCCUCUACAGCAUCGGGAGCAAGCCGCUGCAGAUCUGGGACAAGAAGGUGCGGAAUGGCCACAUCAAGCGGAUCACCGACAAUGACAUCCAGUCGCUGGUGCUGGAGAUCGAGGGCACCAACGUCAGGUAGGAAGCGGCUCCACUGGGCGUCCCUGCCCCGCUCCGGCCCCGAAGGCCUUUCCGGCAGGAGCUGCCUCGGGACUUUCGCCUGGGCUUCCCCGCUCCGGCCUCUGUGCUGGAUGAUAAAAAUGUGCGCCGGCGGUUCCGUGCCAGUAACUACCAAAGCACCACCCGGGUGAAGCCUUUCAUCUGCACCAUGCCCAUGCGCCUGGAUGAUGGCUGGAACCAGAUCCAGUUCAACCUGUCGGACUUCACUCGCCGGGCCUAUGGCACCAACUACAUUGAGACCCUGAGAGUCCAGAUCCAUGCAAACUGUCGCAUCCGCAGAAUUUACUUCUCUGACAGACUUUACUCUGAGGACGAGCUUCCUGCUGAGUUCAAACUUUACAUUCCUGUCCAGAACAAGGCAAAGCAAUGAUGGCGUGAUGGGAAGCCUCCGGCAGAAACAGUGUGAAGAUGCUGAUGGAAGAGUAUUUUUUUUAAAUUAGAAACAAAAUGUAGGUGUGGAUUUCCUGGAGUAACUAUAUUUAAUAACAGUUGGUAUCUGUGAUGCUGGGACCAAACAAAACAAAAUAUAUCAUUGUUCCGUGUGAGAGAUGAAUCGGGCUCCACUUUGAAGUUGUGGAUCACUCCUAGGGAGACCAUGAAUCGUGGAACUGAUUUGCCUGGCAAGUGGAGGGUUUUGUUGAAGCAGUUCUGAAACCCUGGUGCCCACACAGAUGCCAGUGGUUUCCUUCUUUGCUCUGUCUCUGUGUUUGCCCUAAGUGCGUGUGAGCUACUCUUGUCCUGGAAGCUGCUAUUAAAUAUUUGAUUUUCUUUGUAA
Notechis scutatus (mainland tiger snake) is the source of this 1087-nucleotide messenger RNA. NCBI's taxonomy places the organism in Eukaryota, Metazoa, Chordata, Lepidosauria, Squamata, Elapidae. The record is from RefSeq and is a predicted model, not a curated record.